This is a messenger RNA of Gavia stellata (red-throated loon), 1404 nucleotides long. RefSeq names its product lipase I (gene LIPI). Gene Ontology annotation, biological process: lipid metabolic process. Gene Ontology annotation, molecular function: carboxylic ester hydrolase activity; lipase activity. The record is from RefSeq and is a predicted model, not a curated record. The transcript has 10 exons. NCBI's taxonomy places the organism in Eukaryota, Metazoa, Chordata, Aves, Gaviiformes, Gaviidae. The coding region runs from base 25 to 1404 and encodes 459 amino acids.
CAUAUUGCUUUCCUCCAUUUCCAUAUGCUGAAAUUGUGUUUCUUCAUCUGUUUGAUAUACUGGGUGAAAUCAGAUGAGGAGAAAAAAUGUCCUGAAUUUACAGAUCUUAAUAUAGGCAAUGCUUUGUCUGGAACAGAACUCCAAGUCCAGCUACUGCUAUACACAAGGGAAAAUCCAGAUUGUUCUGAGAGACUCAUUGAACACAAUGUUACUGCAUCUGAGUACCUUAAUACCUCCAAGACAAUUGUCUUUGUUAUUCACGGCUUCAGACCAACGGGAUCUCCACCAGCAUGGCUAGGUGACAUGAAGGAGCUUCUACUGUCUUCAGAGGAUAUUAAUCUCAUUAUAGUUGAUUGGAAUCGUGGUGCUACAACUGUGAAUUACAUAACUGCUGUUGAAAACUGCAGAAAAGUUGCAGAAAUACUGAAGAACUACAUUGACCAGAUGCUGGUGGAUGGAAGUUCUCUUGACUCUAUGUAUAUGAUUGGAGUUAGUCUUGGGGCUCAUAUAGCUGGUUUUGUUGGCCAGAAGUAUAAUGGCAAACUUGGCAGAAUUACAGGUCUUGAUCCAGCGGGCCCUUCGUUCACUCGAGAACCACCAGAGGGGAGACUGGAUCGUACUGAUGCACAAUUUGUUGACGUAAUCCAUUCAGAUACUGAUGCACUAGGUUUCAAGAAACCUUUGGGAACCAUUGAUUUCUAUCCAAAUGGAGGAAUGGAUCAACCUGGUUGUCCACAAACAUUAUUCAGUGGACUUCAGUAUUUUAAGUGUGACCAUCAAAGAUCUGUCUUCCUCUUCUUAUCAUCUUUGAAAAGAAGGUGCAACAUAAUAACAUAUCCUUGUGACUCUUACUUGGAUUACAAGAGAGGAAAAUGUGUUGACUGUGAAGCUUUCCAGCCAAUGUCCUGUCCAGUACUGGGUUAUUAUGCUGAUAGAUGGAAAAAACUGUUAAUCCCAAAGAGUUCACCAACGAAAGCUUAUUUUGAUACCUCGGACCAAGACCCAUUCUGCAUGUAUAACUACUUACUGGAUAUUACUACCUGGAAUAAAAACAUCAGGAGAGGUUUCAUUAAAGUUAAAAUAACAGAUUAUGCUGGAAACACAGUAGAAUCAGAGAUGAAUAGUGAAGCUUCAACCUUUCAGCAGUAUAAAAGAGUCAAAAUACUAACUGGAUUUUACCGAGACCUUGACAAAAUAUCGAAAAUUUCCUUGACCUUUUCUACGAAGACUUUAAUAGGCCCAAAACACAAGCUUAGGAUUCUCCAGAUGAGGCUGAAAUCUCUUAAUAAUCCAGAAAGGCUGCAGCUGUGCAGAUAUGAUUUUGUACUGAUGGAGAACACUGAAAUGACCUUCAAACCUGUCCCGUGCCCAGAGAAGGGUACACAAAGAGACAACUUCCACUAA